AGCUGGAGGAACUCGGGAGGGUCUUGAGAGAAAUUUAAAAACACACGGCCAGUACACCCCUCUCCGAUCUACGACUAAUGGACGCAAUGGCAAGCCCAGGCAAAGAAAGCUAUCGAAUGAAGAGCUACAAGAAUAAAGCCCUGAACCCCCAGGAAAUGCGGAGACGGAGAGAGGAGGAAGGGAUACAGCUCCGUAAACAGAAGAGGGAGGAGCAGCUGUUCAAGAGGAGGAAUGUGUCUCUGCCACCUGGUGAUGAGUCCAUGCUUGAAUGCCCCAUUCAGGACCCUGAUAUCAGCUCCACUGUACCUGUAUCAGGUGUAAGUAAUUCAGGCAGCAGGCCAUCUGUCAUUGUUGUCAAACAGAUGAUUGGACUGUAAAGUUCACA
Messenger RNA from Sinocyclocheilus grahami, 385 nucleotides. Its product is annotated as importin subunit alpha-6-like. Bases 78 to 377 code for a protein of 99 amino acids. Gene Ontology annotation, biological process: protein import into nucleus. The transcript has 3 exons. The record is from RefSeq and is a predicted model, not a curated record. Gene Ontology annotation, molecular function: nuclear import signal receptor activity. Lineage: Eukaryota; Metazoa; Chordata; Actinopteri; Cypriniformes; Cyprinidae.